AUGAGCGUCAGUGACCACCAAUAUCUGUCCUUUACCGAGACCCUCCUUGCAACUAUCCGCCUACAGCGUCUGGACCCUUACCACCCACUUCGAAGACGCGCAGAACAGGUUGCCAGUAAUGGCCAACAAACCAGCCGAUUUGCCCGCCGUAUACUGGCCCUCCCCAACUCUGAGCAGAUAAACCCUCUCCAAUACGCUCCCUGGCACCCUCGCGAGUCUCGUGAGAAUGCCCAAGCUCGAAUAGGAGCUCCCAUGGGACGCACUAAGGGACAGGCAGCGGCUGAUUUCAUGGUUUUUCAACGCACCAUCCCUAGCUCUAAUAUUAUAAUCUUUUCAGAUGGAUCUAGGCUGGUAGACGGACAUGCAGGGGGUGGCUAUAUUGGAUUUCAAGUACACCAUCAGUUCCUCCACUCCUCACUCUCAUAUGGAUAUGGGAAAGAGGUCUUCAACGCAGAAGCAGAAGCUGCCUUAGCUGGUGCUCAAGCAGCAAUAGCAUACCCAACAGCUCAAUUUGCUACCAACUUAUGGAUCUGCCUUGACAACCUGGAAGUUGCCACGCGCCUCCUAUCUCCCUCUACAGGAUCCUCUCAAGAGGUCUUUGAAUCCUUCCGCACCCUUGCAGCCGCCUGGCCACUACGCGAGAGGGUGUAUCUCUUUAGCGAGGCAUAUGAAGAUUUGGAUGGAGAGAGGGAAGCAGAGACAGCUCCCUCUAUAGCAGUGAGAUCAGCCGCUUUAUUCUCAGGGAUUUUGGUGUGUCUGGGGACCCAUCGGAUUUGGAUUGAUCCAUUUUUGGUAUGUGGAAGCAAGACUCAAGCCCUUUCCACUACUCAGACACAGUGGCAGAUUAUAGCGCCACAGACAUACCAAGACCUAGAAAUAACUAUAUCUCCUAAGCGCCCUGAAGAGCUUCCGCUUAACCGACUUGAUCUUGGCCGCAUCAUCGCGGCCCGUACCGGUCAUGGAGACUUUGUAAACUAUCAUAAAUGCUUUAAUCAUGAUGAUGCUUAUCUACUAUGUUGGUGCGGAGCAUGA
Messenger RNA from Talaromyces stipitatus ATCC 10500, 1032 nucleotides. RefSeq lists its product as uncharacterized. NCBI's taxonomy places the organism in Eukaryota, Fungi, Ascomycota, Eurotiomycetes, Eurotiales, Trichocomaceae. The record is from RefSeq and is a predicted model, not a curated record. The transcript has 2 exons. The coding region runs from base 1 to 1032 and encodes 343 amino acids.